AUGCAUGCUGAAAAGCUCACCAGUUCUAGAAAAUGCUGUGGAACCCGAUGUCUUGGGGCUGGCAUAAGGGCUGCUGUACCUGUACGACGAAAGGAAACUGCACUUGCAGAGACUGACGAGGAACGUACGGAAGGCAGUGACGACGGUGAGGGUGAGGCGCCCGACAGUGACGACGCCAGUGGCGAAGAGGGGGUUGGAGGUCCUCAGAGGCACAGCCCCUACGGCGGUGGCGAGGAUGAGGCUGAGUCAGACGAUGACGAUGAUGACGAUAGGCCACGCAAGCGCAUAGCACGGAGCUUCGACGACAUCAGCGACCCAGACGACGACGAUGAGGAGCUGGACGGCAGCGAGGACGACGUAUCAGCGGACGGCAUUACCGCUGAACACGUCCUAAAAGCCUGGGAAAGCGAUGACCCGGAAGUCAACAGCUUCAAGGGCUUACCGCUCCGCUGCACUUGCUGCAACGUGUUGUUGCUCAACCGGGGCACCUACCUCAGCCACGUAGCGUCCAAGAGGCACCGCGGGCGGGUGAAGCAGCAGGCCCCGGGGGGAGAGGGACCCAUCCGGCUCGCCUCGGAGACCUCCAAGAAGCAGGAGGAGGAAGAGGAGACGCACGCGGAGCGGUUGGAGCGCAUUGCGAGGCACCUGGCCCUGGUGGCCGCCGCGGGGUCAUCCGGGGGGCCGGCAACCCUGACAGGUACCCGGGCGGCGGCGGGUGGCAAGGGCGCCCCGGGUCGGACUGGACCCUCGCGCCCGGGCCCUUCCUCUGACAGCGGCGGCGAGGAGGAGGAGGACGAGCACCGAGACGGGGGCGGUGGUCGAGUAGGGGCUCGCGGGCCGGCGACCAGUACGUCUGACGAUGACGACGAUGUCGAUGUUGACGGCGACAUGGACCUGCCGGGGUGGGGGGCGAGGGGCCCGGGGUGGGGCAGCGAAGACGGCGACGGCAGUGACGGAGGAGAUGAUGAUGAUGAUGAUGACGAUGAAGAUGAGGAAGAGGACGAUAUAGCCGGUGGCAGCCGGAGCAAGCGCGCAAAAGUCGCCGCAGCUGCAAAGCCGGCAGCACGGGCGGCGGCAGAGCCUCCGUCGGCACCAGCGCCCGGGGGUGGCGGCGGUGAAGGCGGCGGUGGUGGCGGCAAGCGCAAGCGGCUGGGCCGCAAGCUGGGCAAGCGAGAGCGGCAAGCCCUCAAGGCGGCUAUCGCUGCGGGGGAGGUGCCUGCGGGGACGAAGCCGGUUGUGGACAGGAGCAACAGCAAGAAGCGCAAAGGCACGGAUAAGGACAAACAGGGCGGUGGCGCAAGGCCCCAAGGCCAGGCUCCUCCUAGCAAGCAGCAGCUGCAGCAGCAGGAGCAACAAGGGGGGCUAGCUGCUGCCGCUGCUGCAGCAGCAGCAGGAAAGCGGUCGUUGGGUGGUGGCGGCAGGGAGGCGGCCGCACUCAAGAAGCAACAGCUGGUGGGGCCUCUGCCCGCAGCGGGACAGGAGGUGAAGGGGAAGGGCGGUAAGGAGCUCCCCACGCAGGCAGCAGCAGUAGCAGCAGCAGCAGGCGGGAAGGAUGGAGGUGCGGAGAGGAGGGCUGCGAAUCCGGCAAUUAAGUGCAGCAGCAAGCAGGGCUAUACGGCGGUAGCGGCUACUGCUGCGGGUGGUACGGCAAACGGUGCAGUGAGCGCCAAGGUCCCGGCUAAUAGACCAGCUGGCUGGUUGGGGGUCGGUGGGUCGAGGUUGGGUCGGAAGGAGAAGGCGGUGGACAAGUUUGGCGGUGUGAAGAAGGUCUGA
Messenger RNA from Volvox carteri f. nagariensis, 1773 nucleotides. RefSeq lists its product as uncharacterized. The transcript is spliced from 7 exons. Lineage: Eukaryota; Viridiplantae; Chlorophyta; Chlorophyceae; Chlamydomonadales; Volvocaceae. The coding region runs from base 1 to 1773 and encodes 590 amino acids. The record is from RefSeq and is a predicted model, not a curated record.